Messenger RNA from Wasmannia auropunctata (little fire ant), 815 nucleotides. RefSeq names its product carboxylesterase 4A-like. Bases 90 to 659 code for a protein of 189 amino acids. The transcript is spliced from 3 exons. The record is from RefSeq and is a predicted model, not a curated record. Lineage: Eukaryota; Metazoa; Arthropoda; Insecta; Hymenoptera; Formicidae.
CUGUAGUCACUAAUAGUAAAGUUUUCAAAAUUGUUUCAGAAAUAAGCGAGGAAGCUCUUAAAGAAGUCGAUUCCGACUUCAAGAAGGCCAUGAUGCCCAGAAUUUUAUCCACAUUGCCAAAAAUACCGAUCACAGUCGAAGAAUUACGAUUUUUAUAUUUUGGUAACAAAGCAGUAUCAGAAAACACUCUAAUGAAUUACGCAGAUUUUCUUGGCGAUAUCAAUUUCUAUCGCGGUACUAUGGAAAUAAUCGAUAUUCAAAUGAAUUCCAACACACCAACGUACCUGUACAAAUUUUCAUAUGAAAGUGAAAAUUCUCUCGGAAAGAAAAUAAUGGACGUUUCGCUUCCAGGAGCAACCCAUGGUGAAGAUCUAUUUUAUUUAUUUCAUCCUCAUAUGAUGAAAGAUUUCGGUUUUCCACCACCUGCACUUGAUUCGCAGGAUUAUAAAAUAAUAAAUAACUUAACGCAGAUGUGGACGAAUUUUGCCAAAACAGGAGAUCCAACGCCUGCUAUUACGGAUUUGACACCCACUAAAUGGACUCCACUGAAGCGCGGAGAUGUAUACAAUUAUUUAAAUAUUGAUAUCAAACCUCGAAUGGAAAUCAUUCGUAAAGAAGAACACCGCUGCAAUUGGAAAAGUAUAAAGCACAAACUAUAAAUUUUUGUCUGCUGGAACAUUAUUUACAUAAAAAUGAUAUGUUAACAUUAUAUUAUUUACAUUAAAAUUAAAUUCUACAAUUUUUACGUUUGUAAUAAAUACCUAUUGCUUUCAUCGGUGUAUAAAAAUAUCUUUUGUAUUUAAAAUCACACGCAU